This is a messenger RNA of Saimiri boliviensis boliviensis (Bolivian squirrel monkey), 2162 nucleotides long. The record is from RefSeq and is a predicted model, not a curated record. NCBI's taxonomy places the organism in Eukaryota, Metazoa, Chordata, Mammalia, Primates, Cebidae.
GGAAGCUCAGCAGUGUCUGCUGUUCCCAUUCCUUAGCCAUAGGAAACAAUAUGUUUGCAUUUUGAUGUAAACCUAGCAAACUAAAGAUGAAGAUGACACGUUGAUUACUUGUUUGAAAUUAACCAAAUCCCAAGAAAAGAAAACGAAUAAUGUUAGCACAAGCAGGAAGGAAGAAAUGGAGAUUAGGUCGGAUACUCUUUCUGCAACACAGGGUACAUCCAACACUUUAAAUGACUGCAACUUGGAAGAUAAAUUAGCUUGGUAUGAAGGUGAAGCUUACAUAUGGCAUCACUGGAAGCCUUUUCCUGAAAACCCUCUCUGGACAUGUGUUGAUUUCCAAAUAGCCGAGGUUGGACCCUGGGGCCACUGCUCCUCUUGUGUUCACCACACACGUCUCAAGUCUUCCUGCUCAGAUAUGGAUCUCCUACAUUCAUGGCGAAGCAGCAGUUUUGGGAAUUUUGAUCGUUUUCGGAAUAAUUCUAUAUCAAAACCAGAUGAUUCAGCUGAGGUACGUAAUGGAGAUCCCAUACAUGAAAGUGGAGAACCAAGUAAAAGUUCAAAUAAUGGAGGAGGUUUGGGUAAAAAAAUGAGAACUAUUUCUUGGACAAUGAAGAAAAAAGUGGGUAAAAAGUACAUCAAAGCCCUUUCUGAGGAAAAGGAUGAAGAACAUGGAGAGAAUGCCCUCCCAUAUAGGAACAGUGACCCUGUGAUUGGGACCCACACAGAGAAGGUGUCCCUCAAAGCCAGUGACUCCAUGGAUAGUCUCUACAGUGGACAGAGCUCAUCAAGUGGCAUAACAAGCUGUUCAGAUGGUACAAGUAACCGUGACAGCUUUCGACUGGAUGACGAUGGCCCCUACUCAGGACCAUUCUGCGGCCGUGCCAGAGUGCAUACGGAUUUCACACCAAGUCCCUAUGACACUGACUCUCUCAAAAUCAAGAAAGGAGACAUCAUAGACAUUAUCUGCAAAACACCAAUGGGGAUGUGGACGGGAAUGUUGAACAAUAAAGUGGGAAACUUCAAAUUCAUUUAUGUGGAUGUCAUCUCAGAAGAGGAAGCAGCCCCCAAGAAAAUAAAGGCAAACCGAAGGAGUAACAGUGAAAAAUCCAAAACUCUGCAGGAGUUCCUAGAGAGGAUUCAUCUUCAGGAAUAUACCUCAACACUUUUGCUCAAUGGUUAUGAGACUUUAGAAGAUUUAAAGGAUAUAAAAGAGAGUCAUCUCAUUGAAUUAAAUAUUGAAAACCCAGAAGACAGAAGGAGGUUACUAUCAGCUGCUGAAAACCUCCUUGACGAAGAAAUUACUCAGGAGCCAGAAAAUGAACCUGUGCCCCUAUCCUUGAGCCCAGACAUCUGCUUAAAUAAGUCACAGUUAGAUGAUUGCCUAAGGGACUCUGGUUGUUAUAUCUCAUCAGGAAAUUCAGAUACUGGCAAAGAGGAUCUGGAGUCUGAAAAUCUGUCCGACAUGGUACAUAAGAUUACUAUCACAGAGCCAAGCAACUGAACACACAUUCUCAACUGUAUACCUACAGAUGAGUUCCAUUUUAACUCUUCUUGAGCUAAAACAUCAAACCAGGAGAGGAAAUAAAUAUUUGUAAAUAAAACCUAGAGUUUAAAUGUUUUAAUCUGAAUAAUUGUACAUAAAAUUUUGUAUCUCUAACAUUCCAAAUUAUUGUCAAUAAAACACAUAUUUAUUAUUUUAAAUGCUAUAUGUUAAUAUUUCACUUGCAUGUAUUAGAAAGGUAUAAUGUAAGACUUCGGUAUGUGUGAUGUAUGCUUUAUUUUAUAAAUACAGUACCUGCAAAAAACAAAGUAACCUUUUUUCAUACCUGCCAGUUUUGAAUUUGUAUGUUAUUGAACGAAUAGUAAUAGAGAAAUCUCUGUGGAAACAAGUGGUCCAAGCAAUGUUAUAUUCAUUUUUAUACUAAUUGGGAAAGUGUGAGUUAAUAUUGGACACAUUUUAUCCUGAUCCACAGUGGCAUUUUAGUAAUUAUGUUUUCUUGGUUUCUUCACUUUGUUUUCUGGUAUAAAAGUAUAGAUAAUGUGUUGUCACUUCUGACUUAGUGAAACCAAUUGUAAUAAUUAUGCAGAUGUUUUCAUCUUUAAGUGUAAAUAUUUUUAAGUUUGACAUACCCUGAUGUUAAUAAUAAAAAGAACUAUUUGCA